This is a messenger RNA of Xylaria bambusicola, 3061 nucleotides long. RefSeq names its product armadillo-type protein. Gene Ontology annotation, molecular function: small GTPase binding; nuclear import signal receptor activity. NCBI's taxonomy places the organism in Eukaryota, Fungi, Ascomycota, Sordariomycetes, Xylariales, Xylariaceae. The record is from RefSeq and is a predicted model, not a curated record. The transcript has 7 exons. The coding region runs from base 248 to 2878 and encodes 876 amino acids. Gene Ontology annotation, biological process: protein import into nucleus. Gene Ontology annotation, cellular component: cytoplasm; nucleus.
UUUUAAGCUUCUUGUCCCUUCCUUCGUCGCCUUGACACUCUUCAAUCUACUAGCAUAGGUAAUCCAUACACGACUACGACUACGACUACGACUACACACGCCCACCUGCGGGUCCCCUCCUGACCGACGUCUUUUUCUUUUUGUUGAUGAACUUACAAUAACAACAUACAUACUCUACUACCCUCCGAGCCCGCAAUCGAUCUGGAUCACGACCCAUACUACUGGCACGGCCAUUUGACUACCCAUCAUGGCUGAAAACAGUGACAUUAACGCCGUCCUCAGCAAUUCGCUGUCCACAGAUGCUGCGACGCGAAAUGGUGCUGAGCAACAACUCGCCCAGGCCGCUGAAAACAACUUUCCUCUCUAUCUUGCCACACUCGUCCAGUCCCUGGCCGACGAAAAUGCGGAGGCCCAAAUAAGAGUUGCCGCGGGUUUGGCCCUGAAGAACUCUUUCACCGCCCGCGAGUUCGCUCGAGCGCAAGAAUUACAGGCCAAAUGGCUACAGCAGACAGACCAAGAGACGAAAAGUCGUGUCAAGGCUCUUGCCCUUCAGACCCUGUCGUCGAGUAACAGCCAGGCCGGAAACGCUGCUGCCCAGGUCAUCGCUUCCAUCGCUUCUCUUGAACUCCCCAGGGAUCAAUGGCCUGAGCUCAUGGGAACCUUGGUGCAAAACGUUAGCAAUGGCGCUCCUCACCAGAAACAAGCCUCUUUGACAUGCAUUGGAUACAUCUGUGAUAGCCAAGAUGCCGAGUUGCGGACAGCGUUGGUUGCCCACUCAAACGCUAUCUUGACCGCUGUGGUACAGGGUGCUCGUAAGGAGGAGACAAACCAAGAGAUCCGCUUGUCUGCCAUAUAUGCGCUUGGUGACUCUCUCGAGUUCGUGGGCAACAACUUCAAGCACGAAGGUGAAAGGAACUACAUCAUGCAAGUUGUCUGCGAGGCUACACAAGCCGAGGAUUCGCGGAUACAACAGGCUGCAUUUGGUUGCCUCAACCGUAUUAUGGCUCUUUAUUACGAGAACAUGCGCUUCUACAUGGAGAAGGCCUUGUUUGGUCUUACCAUUUUGGGAAUGAAGAAUGAAGACGAAGAUGUUGCAAAACUCGCCGUCGAGUUCUGGAGUACUGUGUGUGAGGAAGAAAUAAACAUAGAAGAGGAUAACUCACAAGUCGAUAACACUGAGCAAAUGCGGCCAUUCUAUAACUUUGCUCGUGUAGCUACAGGGGAAGUUGUCCCCCAGCUGCUGACUCUUCUGACUAAGCAAGAUGAAGAUGCCGCUGACGAUGAAUAUAACCUGGCUCGCGCCGCGUACCAAUGUCUUCAGCUGUAUGCACAAGCCGUGGGCGCUAAUAUUGUCCCUCAUGUACUUCAGUUUGUCGAGCAGCACUUGCGUUCCGAGGAUUGGCAUUACCGCGAGGCUGCUGUGGCAGCCUUUGGCGCAAUCAUGGAAGGGCCUGAGGAAAAGACUCUGGAGCCUAUCGUUAAGCAGGCUUUGCCUAUCCUCAUCAGUAUGAUGGAAGACAGCUCCAUCUUUGUCAAGGAUUCGACCGCUUACGCUCUGGGCCGAAUCACUGAGGCUUGCUCAGAUGCUAUUGAUCCUAACACGCAUCUAGAUCCUCUUAUUAGGUCUUUAUUUGCUGGUAUCCAUGACUCGAAGAUGGCAGCUUCGUGCUGCUGGGCGCUCAUGAACUUAGCCGACCGGUUCUCGGGUGACUUCGAGGCUUCGUCAAACCCGAUAACGCCUCACUUCAACCAGAGCGUGCAGACCCUCCUCGAGGUUACAUCGCAGGCUGCGGCUGAGACGACUGUUCGUACAACUUCGUACGAAGUCCUUAGUGCAUUUGUCCAGCAUGCGGCAACAGAUAGCUUCCCGGCUAUUGCUGAGCUAUCAAAUGUAAUCAUCAAGCGUCUCGAAGAGACCAUUCCCUUGCAAUCUCAGGUUGUAAGCAUUGAAGACAAGAUCGCACUGGAGGAGAUGCAGACUAGUCUAAGCACAGUCCUUCAGGCUAUCAUUCAGCGACUAGAGAAGGAGAUUGCACCACAGGGUGACCGAAUCAUGCAGGUAGAUCUGCAGAUUCUAAACACCGUUGGACCUAGGUCUAGCGUUCCUGAGGCUAUAUUUGCUACUAUUAGUGGCCUAUCAAACGCUAUGGAAGAAGACUUCUUCAAAUACAUGGAGGCAUUCUCUCCUUUCCUUUACAACGCCUUGGCCAACCAGGAAGAGCCAAGUGUCUGCUCAAUGGCUAUUGGACUGGUCAGCGAUAUUACGCGCUCUAUGGGUGAACGAAGCCAGCCAUACUGCGAUAACUUCAUGAACCAUCUGCUCAACAACCUUAGGAGUGCUGCUCUUUCAAAUCAGUUCAAGCCUGCCAUUCUGCAAUGUUUCGGUGACAUUGCCAGUGCCAUUGGUGGCCACUUUGAGACUUACCUAUCUGUUGUCGCACAGGUUCUACAACAGGCGGCUGCUGUCACUGCUGCUCCUGAUGGAUCUUACGAGAUGUACGACUAUGUAAUCUCUCUACGGGAGGGUAUCAUGGACGCCUGGGGUGGCAUCAUUGGGGCUAUGAAGAUCAGUGACAAGACCCAAGCGCUCCAGCCGUACGUGCAAUCCAUUUUCCAGCUACUCAAUAUUAUUGCGCAGGAUAUGAACAGAAGCGAGUCCCUGAUGCGAUCUGCUAUGGGCGUUAUCGGUGACAUGGCUGAUGCUUAUCCCAACGGGCAACUCGCCGACGCAUUCCGGCAAGACUGGCUUAGCCUCAUGAUAAAAGAGACCAAGAGCAACCGUGAAUUCCAGUCGCGGACGAUCGAAACUGCUCGGUGGGCUCGUGAACAAGUCAAACGCCAGCUCGGCGGUACCUCAUCGGUCAUGCAGCAGACAUGAAAGUCUCGCAAUUUAUUCUUACGACCUCCGCAUCGCCCCCAAUGCCCUUCCGAAGUCACGACACGCAGCUUCUCCCGACCAAUAAGCCGGACGUAUCCAGGCCUAUUCGCAUAUGCCGAAGUCGGAGGAAACCAGCAAUACCCCCUCGAAUACCCCUUACCCCCUUCCCAGCACCUUACCCCU